Messenger RNA from Quercus lobata, 3001 nucleotides. Its product is annotated as transferases, transferring acyl groups. Bases 319 to 1467 code for a protein of 382 amino acids. Gene Ontology annotation, cellular component: membrane; endoplasmic reticulum. The record is from RefSeq and is a predicted model, not a curated record. The transcript has 15 exons. Gene Ontology annotation, molecular function: glucosaminyl-phosphatidylinositol O-acyltransferase activity. Lineage: Eukaryota; Viridiplantae; Streptophyta; Magnoliopsida; Fagales; Fagaceae. Gene Ontology annotation, biological process: protein localization to plasma membrane; GPI anchor biosynthetic process.
UCGAAAAAAUAUUAUGCAAAAUCCUCAAAACCCAAUUCUCACAUUCUUCAUCACCUUCCCAAGCCGAAUCACCAGCAAGCCACAAAUUCACUAGCCUCCGGCGACGAAACUAGUGGUUUUUACCCACAUAACCAUAAUCGAAGCAGGCUUUGAGAAUGAGGAAGACGACGGGGUAUGGAGAGUGAUCGGCGAAGAGGCAGAGUGGUCUGGUUUCCUCUCUCUCUCUCACUUACCCUUUUUGGGAAUUUAUAGUGCAACACUCCCCUCACACUCACACUCACACCCUCAAUUCUUUCUGCUUUUGUUGAAACGGAAUCAAUGGAUUCACUUCCAAACUCCUUCAAUCCCAACAAGCGCCUUAAAGAAGAAUUCGUGACCAAUUUGACUGGGUCUUCCAUGCUCGAAGUCUCUGCCCUUUUAACUAUAGUCUCUAUUCUCGUUAUUCUUCGCCACUCAUUUUCCUCCAAUCGCCUUUUCGACACGUCAUUGAAGAAAAAUGAUAACGAAAUCCUUGGUUCUAAGGAUUGGAGGGCUUACAUGGCUACAAUGGCUGUUGAUUUUCUUGUCCUUGUUCUCCCUAACAUCUUAUUUUUCACUGUUCUUGCUGAUUGGACAUAUUUAUGGGCAAUUUUGCUGAUCAUGGUACUGUUUUUUAUUAUUGCAUUGAAAAGAUCUGAUUUUCCUUCUCCUUCUUUGGAAAGAAGGGUCCAUUAUACUAAGGAAUUUAUCUCAUCAUACAGGGUUUCUAUGAUGAUUUUAACAUGCUUGUGUAUCUUGGCUGUUGACUUCAGAAUAUUUCCUAGAAAGUAUGCUAAGACUGAGACUUACGGUACUAGUUUGAUGGAUAUUGGAGUUGGCAGUUUUGUACUGGUAAAUUCAUUAGUCUCACGACAAGCACGAAAUGUCUCAUCUGUGAGGUGGAAGACUGCACUUCAAUCUACUAGUCCACUAAUCAUUCUAGGAUUUGUUCGUCUUAUUUCUACGGCAGGUGUGGACUAUCAGGUCCAUGUUGGAGAAUAUGGUGUGCACUGGAAUUUUUUUUUCACACUUGCUGCCACAUCGAUCCUUACAUCCAUAAUUAAUGUUCCCCCACGAUAUUCGGGAAUGCUUGGUUCAUUAGUUCUAGUAGGUUACCAAAUUUGCUUGAUGCGUGGGUUGAAUUUAUAUCUACUUUCUAAUGAAAGGGGAAUGGAUAUCAUCAGCCAGAACAAGGAGGGAAUUUUUAGCAUCUUUGGAUAUUGGGGUAUGUACCUUCUUGGUGUCCAGUUGGGUAACUAUCUAUUUUUCGGAAAUAAUUCAUCUGCUUUGUUGAGAAGCAACAGAUGGGCAGGGAUAAGAGCCUUGAUUCUUUCUAUUCUGUUCUGGAUAAUGACUGUUCUUCUUGACAGACAUGUUGAAAGAGUUUCCCGUAGAAUGUGCAACCUGACAUAUGUUACCAUGGUCUUGGCUUUGAACUUGCAGGGUUAAAGGGGUUCAAUGGAUGUAGUCUAUUGAGGAGUUUAAGGCUGCUUGGGAGAGUUCAAGCCAUGUUCAAUAUGUGAUUGGAGAUGGUCAUAGAGUACGGUUUUGGCUUGAUGCUUGGUGUGGGACUCAGCUCUGCCUUUAACAGUGCUAUAUCUGAAUCUGUACUCUUUAGCAAUGAAGAAGGAUGCUUUUGUUUAUUCUUACUUGGAGAUAUUCAAUGAGGGGGUGACAUGUUCAUGGAGCAUUCAUUUUGUAUGUGAUUUUAAUGAUUCGGAAUUGGAAUGAGUUUAUUUGUUCUUGGAAACCUUGUAUUUUAACAUCACAAGAGAUAUGGGCCCUGAUCGGUUGAGAUGAAGAUUAAAAAGUAAUGGUAAGUUUGAUGUUUGUUCCUAACAUGAGGUUUUUAAGAGGCACUAAUGGAGUGGUUUUUCCAUAGAGAAAUGCAUGGUGUACAAAGGCCACUAAAAAGGUGGUAGUAUUCUUUGCCCAGAUGCAGCAUGGGGCAAAUUUCUUACAUAUGAUAAGUUUGAUAACUGAAAAAUUACCGAUUGUCCCAAAAGUUUAAUAGUUAGGAAAUUGUGAAUUUAAUCAUUUAACCAUAAUUAUAACACUCCCCCCAUGUGUGGGUCUAAACUCACCCUUAAUAAGCAGGGUUUGAUAUGAGGAAUUUUUAACAUAUCAAUUGGGAGGUAGAGUGCAGAUAGGGAUCGAACUUAGGAUCUCCUGCUCUGAUACUAUGAUAAAUUACCGAUUGUUCCAAAUGUUUAAGUUGUUAGGAGAUGAUGAAUUUAAUCAUUUAAUCAUAAUACUAACAAUAGCCUUAUGAGAAUGGGUAUCUUUGAUGAUUAGAUGUUGUAUGUGGAAAUGAGGUGGUGAAAUGGUGGGCUAGAUACCAAUUCAUUGUAUUGUAGUGCUGCCUGAGCAAGUUGUGUAUGUACUGUCUGGGUGGUAGAUUUGUGUUGGUAUUCAUGGUAACCUUUUUGCUUGGAAUAUAGUUCACUGUGUCUAAUGUGGGCUAUAUGGAGGAGAGGAAUAAUUGCAGUUUUAAUGGUGUGGAGCUUUCGAUUAUGGAGUUGAAGAAUUUGUUUGAGAGUGUUGUUUGAGUGGUCUUGUACUUGUGGAAACAGUAAAGAGCAUUCGGUUCUGAUAAUAUGCCAUGUUAUUUGUUGCUCAUGAAGUAGAUACAGCUGCUCUUACCUCAUUCAAAGUUGUACCCUAUGAAGACCCAAAAAAGAAAACACCAUUUUCCCACUUCCUCUCUCUUUGUGCUUGUAGCUGAGAAUUUUUCCUAUGUAUCACAGAAAAUUUUAGCUAAAUAAAAUAAAAUAACAAUUUUCCUGUAGUAGUGAAGGGAGGCCUGGAUUAAAAUUGAAUGACUUUUGCACCACAAAUAGUGUUAGACAUUAGGGAAAAAUAAUAGGGUUAGUGUUCUUUCCUUCCCAUGUAACACUUUUUGGGGGUACUGGAUUCUCUCUCAAUUUAAUUUAAUUUUUCUUGAGAGAUUAAGUGAGAAAAGAAAAGAAAGGAAAGUUGAAGU